Molecule: messenger RNA, 6398 nt
Organism: Monodelphis domestica (gray short-tailed opossum)
Lineage: Eukaryota; Metazoa; Chordata; Mammalia; Didelphimorphia; Didelphidae
Product: trem-like transcript 2 protein
Cellular component (GO): cell surface
Molecular function (GO): signaling receptor activity
Source: RefSeq, a predicted model, not a curated record
ACCCUGGACAAAGUUCCUGAACCUCACUGAGCCUUAAUUUCCUCAUCUGUAUAAGGAUGCUGACGAUACUUGGAGUGCAUACCUCCCAAGGUUCUUUUGAGAGCCCAGUGAUAUAAUUUAUAUCAUAUGCUUUACCAGCUUUAAUGACUAUAACAUUCUGUCCGGACUAUUGCCCAUCUCUUUCAUUUGGGGGACUCAAAACCGCUGAGGCAGAGCAGCUCUAGGGUAGGGUGGAGUUGGCCACACCUGCAAAGCUUCUGAGUGAGGAACGGAAGCAACAGCAGACUGCCUCUCCCAGUGAUAGGCUCUCUCUGGGGCCCCUGCGGUUGGGGCCCUGGGCUUACUGAAUGCUUGAGUUCCCAGCAGUUUCCUCAUUUCCCUAAAUGGGCAAUUUCCCUUCCACAACUUCACCAUCCUAUUCACCAGACCCAGGUGGCAAGGCCCAGAGCUGGCUUUGGACGUUGAAUUCAGGACCCCAAGAUACCCAGGUCCCUGGGGGAGGGUUCAGAGGAGGCUGUGACCUCCCAAAGCUCCAUGGAGCCAGGGACCUGUCUCUGGUUGCUGCUACUUCUCUUGCUGCUGUUCUGUGUCUCAGACUCCCAGGCAGAGAAUGUAUAUACAAUGGUCCGUUACCGAGAAGGGGAGACACUGUCUGUUCAAUGCUCCUACACUGUCCGUUUGGAUAGAUGGGAGGGCAAGGUCUGGUGUAAGGUGAGAAGGAAGAAGUGUGACUCAGGGUUCAGUCGAGGCUCAGGCUUCAGCCCUCCAUACAAGCUUCAUGAUGACCCACAAUCUGGGCUCCUCACUGUCACUAUGGAAAGACUUCGGCACCAGGACUCUGGGAAAUACUGGUGUAUGCGGAACAAUUCACGCACCCUAUACCCUGUAAAAGGCAUUCAGCUGGUGGUCUUACGAGCACCUUCAACUGAGAAAAACACCCCAUUUACUACAAAGGAUACCUCCAUCCAGAAGCCAGACUACAUCUUGAGGAUUGCUGUCACCACGGGCCCACUGCUCGACAAGGUCAAGGACCUUCCCAUGAUUGCUCCUAUCACUACUUCUGUACCUGCCUCAGUGGGUAGGAUGCCUACUAACACAGCCACCAUUUCUUUAAUGGACACUGUGUCUAGAGUGACCAUGAGAUCCACACCAGUGACCAGAUCUGUAACCACUGCCAUGUUAAGGAUAACCACAAGACCCUCAGUAACUAAUGGAUCUCCUAGCAAGGCUUCAGUGAUGUUGGUCACAGUCAAGGCCAGAUCCUCUAGUACCAGAUCCACCACCACCAAAUCACACCUUGAGAAAUUACCUCCUAACAGUUUCUACAACUCUGGUCUUGCUGUUCCCAUGUUGUUGGGGGGAAGUUUCAUGAUCCUGAUGUUUUCAGUUGUAUUCUAUGUCCUAUGGAAAAAGAAACGCAUGGGAACGUAUUAUGUAUAAGAUGGUCCACUUUUACCCUGGUCCAAGGAGCCUGAAGAGCUGGAGCACUCAGAAGCAGGCUAAGUCUAAGUAGUCUGAGACUACGCGGUCCCAGUCACUGUGGAAGGAAGAUCCUUUUCCUGCUGGUCCUAUGGUGCUGGAAUCAGUGGAAAGGAAGAUGGCUAAUGAAGAUUGAUUCCAGGUCAAGUGGGAUGAGAAUCCAUCCUGGCUCCUGGGUUCAGAGAAUGACUGACUUUGUAGAAGGAUUUGGGUAACACUAGAGGGGUAUAUUUGCCUUUAGAAAAUAAAUAUUACACCCCUCCCAGAUUUGAAGGCAAGGGAUGAGAAAACUGGGUGUCCAACCCAUUCCAGAUGGGACAGAGGAAUAAAGUAACAAUCCAGAUAGCUUACUCAGUUUGGCAGAGGUCUGCUGUGACCUUUUGCAGGCAGGAGUCUAGAUUAGAUGCAUUAUGGAGAUCUUUUUCUAGCACUACCUUGAAGACAGGGGGAUUUUGCUCCCUCUCUUGGGUGGCAGAAUCUUCUAGGAGGGAUUUCAGAAUAGAGUAGUCUUUAGACAAUUCCCCCUAAGAUGGUACCAGAAGAAUCCAUUUUACUCUGCCCAUAAUGAGAGGUCCUAAUUAUAUAAAUCUUAAUGGGGUAGUAAGAAGGGGCUAAUAUGCCCAUUUUAUAAAUGAAAAACAAAAACAAAACCCAUGUUGUAACUUGUAUACCAUUUUGCAAGGGGAGAAAUUGGGGAAAUAUGGGAGUCUUGUUUACCUUUUCUCUCCUUUCUGUCGGAUAACUACGUUGUCUAAUCCUUUCAUCUUGAAUGCUAGCUUCAUGUAGUGUGUGUGUGUGUGUGUGUGUGUGUGUGUGUGUGUGUGUGUGUGUGUGUGUGUGUGUAUAGGUGGGAAGGGCAGAGCACCAGUAUUUGUGGACUCCCUUCUGGAGUUGUUUUCUUUUCUGAAAAAAAGGGGAGGUCUAAAAUCUCUCUUUGAGAAAUGAAAAUGUGUUGGGGUGUCUCCUGAGAAAGACUUUCUGAAGGGCUCCUUCAAUGGUCCUGUCCUCUCUGAGGGUAAUGAUCUAGCAGUCUUUAUAUUUCUACUCUCUUCCCUGACCUAAGACUGUUUUCUUGGUUUUAACCUGGGAAAGAAGAGUCACUUUCCUGUACUGUCCCCAGUUUCCUGGGGAUGGUGGUGGUAUAGGAUGGGCAAUUAUACUCUUUAAGCAUGUCAUUCAUUAUUUCCCUGCUCCUGACCACUCCUGGGAGGGCUUCAUUAUUGACAGAAGCAACUUUGGGAGCAUCAGAGUCGAUAACUGACUUUCCUUGCUUUAAGAUAUCUCCCCUCUCUUAGGGCUAUUGUAAAACUAAUGCCAGGGACCUCCACAGUCCACAAACAGGUUAUAGAUCAGAAUGAGGCUGUCCUAGCAUUUCCUUGUGCACCCUAUAACCGGGCAAGAUAAGGCCCAUGGUCCAAUUAGAUUUCAUUUUUUCAUUCAAGAAGUAUUUAUUAAUGAUGGCUAGCUUUUAUUAGUAAUUUAGCAUGAUAUUAUGUGCUCAGUACUGUGCUAUAAUGUCAGAUAUAGAAAGAAUUAUGGAUCCUGCCCUCUUUGAGCUUAUUAAAUAUACUUGACUUGCAGGGUUUCUUCAUCUGGGGUAUAUGAACUCAUUUGAUAAAAAAAAUCUUGAUGACUGUAUUUCAGUAUAAUUGGUUUCCUACGUAACUUGUGUUUUUUUGUGUGUGUUCAUCUAAAAAUUCUUAGAAUGUCUAUAGAGUUCAUCAGACUGCCAAAGGGGGUCCAUGACACAAUAAAAGGUUAAGAAUCCCCGACUAGAGAGACAGGAUACGUGCUGGUGAGAAAUAAGAGAAUAGCUCUAAGCUAACUAACUCAUCAACAUAGGAAUCCAGGGCAAAUUGAAUGACUUAAAGGGCACCCAAGAAGGUUAGUUAGAUCAGCAGCCAGAGACCUCAUUAAUCGGGUGCUGGUCACAGUUGAUAUUCUGACACUUGGUUAUCCCUGGGUGCCCUGCCCAUCCAAUGCUGGUUUCUUUGCUUUUGCUGAUAUCCAAGGGGAUAAGUAAGUAGAAUGACUUUCUGAAAAUUAUUAAUGCUUGGGGAUUGACUCCCUGCCCAUUCCCCAGGCUGGGAUGAUUACUCAAAAGAGAGAACAAAGGUCAUGUUCAGGUGCCAGAUGCUGGUAGACUUCAGCAUUCAGUCUCAAACAGUGUUUUUGCCCAUUUUUGUAAUUCUAGCACAUAGCACAGUGCUGUUGGCCUGGAAAUUAACCCACUUCCACCUGCAGAAUGAUGUAAAAAAUAUUUUUAUUGAUACAUUUCAUUAUUCACAUCAGUGAAAUUUCCAUUUUAUCUAUUUCUCUUCUCCAUUCCAGAGAACCAACAAAGAAAAAAUAAUUUAAAAAACCUUUACUUUCAGUCUUAGAAUCAAUCCUGUGUAUUGGUUCCAAGGCAGAAGAGCAGUAAGGACUAGGCAAUGGGGGUUAAGUGUCUUGCCCAGGGUCACACAGCCAGGAAGUGUCUGAGGUCACAUUUGAACCCAGGACCUCUCUUUUCUAGGCCUGGCUCUCAAUCCACUGAGCCACCCAAUUGACCCCUACCCCCAAUUUUUAAAGAAAAAAUAUGAAAAAAAAAACCUGAGCAAAACUGGACAAUAGACUGAGAAAAUAGCAAAGAUUGUGGAAAGCAGCACAACUAAUGUACCUUCUAUCUCUGCAAAGGAGUGGGGUGGGAUGGGGUGAUCUCAUAUCUCAUAUUUAGACUCAUGCUUUUCUUUGUAAGUUUUGUAGCAUUCAUUUUUUGCCAUAUUACUAUUUGUCUCUCUUUUUUAGCAUUCUCUUGCCUUUGUUUUGUAGUUGUUCUUUCCAUGUACAUUGUUGUAGUUCUUAUGCAUAUUUUCUUGGCUCUGCUUAUUUUACUCUGAAUCGGUUCAUAGAAACCUUCUUAUCCUUAUUAAUCUUAUUUACUAUUUCUUAUAGCACAGUAAUAGUUUAUUACCUUCAUGUGAAGGUUAGACUGGAGUGAGGGUCUAUAGCAGGCAGACCCAUUAGAAGUCUAUUGCAAUUUGACAUGUGACCCUGGGCAAGUUGCUUAACUCCAGUUCACUGGCCUUUACCACUCUUCUAUCUUGGAACCAACACUUAGUAUUGAUUCUAAGAUGAAAAGUAAGGGUUUUUAAAAGUAAAAUUUCUAUGUUCCAUUAAAGAAUCUCUCUUAACCUCAAUUGCCUAGUCCUUACCACUCUUCUGCUUUGGAACUGAUACUUAGUAUCAAUUCUAAAACAGAAGGUAAGAGUUUAUUUAUUUUUAAAAAAUCUGUAACUAUUUUAUUGGGGCAGCUAAGUGGCUCAGUGGAUAGAGCUAGGCUUGAAGACAGGAAGUCUUUGGGUGCAAAUCUGGCCUCAGACACUUCCUAGCUAUUUGACUCUGGGCAAGUCAUUUAAUCCCCCAUUGUCUAGUCUUUACCAAUUUUCUGCCUUGAAACCAAUAUUUAGUAUUGAUUUUAAAAUGGAAAGUAAAGAUUUUUAAAAGUAAAGUUUCUGGGGGUAGCUGAGUGGCUCAGUGGAUUGAGAGACAGGCCUAGAGACAGGAGGUCCUGGAUUCAAAUUUGACCUCAGACAUUUCCUAGCUGUGUGACCCUGAGCAAGUCACUUGACCCCCAUUGCCUAGCCCUUACCUCUCUUCUGCCUUGGAGCCAAUACACAGUUUUGAUUCCAAGAUGGAAGAUAAGCAUUUAAAAGGAAAAAAAAAGUAAAGUUUCUGUCUUCUAUUAAAGAAUAUCUCUCUAGCCCCCAUAGGAGCAUUCUUCAGUAAGAUGCCUUCCCAUCACUGAAUCAAGACUUUUCCCUUUCUCUCUUCUUGUUUCAGUCUCUUCAUUUGUGUUUGCAGUCAUUCUCAAGCCCUCUUUGAGACUUUUCUUUCCCUUUUUCUUCUCUUCUCUUCUCUUCUUUUUUUUUUAACCAUUGCUAGGAUACAUCACUUUCCCCUCUACCUUCUUCCUCCCAACUUCCCUUUCAGGUGCCCUCCCACUUUGCUAUUUAGCUGUGCACCCUGCCAUUCCCCCACAGAUGGAUAGGUUGUUGUGAGGUUUAGUACCUUGUGUUUCAAACCUGUUUCCCCACAAUUUGUUCUUCUAUUUAUAUCACACUUUCAGCCACAUUUUCAGGUGUACUAGGAAGAUGGUCCUUUAGAAAGAUGGUCCUAUCAAUGGUCCUUCUGUUCUUAUUUUGUUGUUGUUUUUAUCCUUAUAGGUAUCUUUUUUUCUUCCAGUUUUUCCCUUUAGGUCUGGUGAAUUUUUCUUCUAUUUCUAUCUCCCACCCCCAAUCCCAGACCAUUAACAUUCUGUCCCAGUUCCCUUUGCUUCUCAUUGUUGGGGGCAGCUAGAUGGCUCAGUGGAUAGAACACUGGGUCUGAAGUUGGAAAGAUUUGAGUUCAAAUUUGAUCUCAGACAUUUAUCUGUGCUAGUGUUCUUCCCCCCUAUAGACUAACAACAGUGAAGUUUUUAUUCUUCUUUUUUUUACUAAAAAUCUCCAGGAUGAUAAUAACCUUAAUUUCUUUAACCCACCUCCUCCAAAUUUUCCUCAAUACUUCCCACUCCUUAGCAAUUAAAUAUUCUGUGAGAUUUGCAUAGAGUUUUAGGUUAUAUAUUUCUACCUUUGAAAUGAUCUAUGGAUAAAUUAACUUCACCAAGUAGAUAGAAUGCUAGGCUUAGAGUCAAGAAGACCUAGAUUUGAAUCCUGAGUGUAUGACAACUAGCUAUGUAAGAAAGUUUUUUGACCUCUUAGUCUCAGUUUACUUAUCUGUUAAGUGUCAAAAACAAUAAUAUCUACCUCACAGGGUUAUUAGGAGGGUCAAAUGGAAUAAGAUAUAUAUAUAUAUAUGUGCCUUAUAACUGUCAGUUGUAAUUAUUGUUGAAAUACAAAUUAAAAUAUGUUUUUUAAAAUGUCUAAAUAAAAUAAAACCUG